CAUCUCUUAUUAAUAAACUAGUUCCAAAAUGUACAUUAAUCUUCAUCUCUAUACUGGGGGAGGCGAAGUAAAGAAAGUUUCAAUGACAGACCUGUCGAAGAAUAUGAAAGUGAUUGAUUUACAAAAAAGAAUCGAGGCUGAGCACGGAAUCGAAGUAUCCCUUCAAAAAUUAAUCCACAAGGGCAAGAUCAUGUCGGGAAAUGACGGUGAAACCCUGCUUCACUACAACGCUAACUACAACGAAACAAUCCAGGUUCACAAGAGAGAGGUUCUUGGUUCUCUGGACGAUGUGAAUACAAGCGAGCAGGUCGUUGAGCCGGAACCGGAGAAGAAUCCCGAGGUUAUUCUUGAAGAUGUGGAGAGUAAUUUUUACAAACUCGGAGAUCUAGUUGACGUGAAGGAUUGCGGUGAAGGAAGUGAGACUCUUGGUUCCUUUUUUGAAGCUAAAAUCCAACGGAUUACCAAGAAUAUUGAAGCUAAGAAAGAAUCUGAAUCGGACGGACUGAACUAUCACGUCGUUUACGAUCGGUGGCCAUUAGAUGAUACAGAUCAUAGAUGCAGUAACCUUCAUCUUCGACCUCGUGCCCGUCAGGAGUUAAAGCUGGGAGAUCUUGAAGUUAAUCAACGUAUUCUGGUCAACUUCAAUAUGAAGGACGGGGAAAAGAUUGGUGAAUGGUACGAGGCGACAGUUACGGAAGUGAACGCUCGGAAAAAACUCCUCAUCUGCACUCUCUACAUAGGGGUUGAAGGGACUCCGCUGGAUAACCAGGUUAUCAAGUAUACAGAGAAGAUAUUCAAGCUGGAGAACCCUGUUCUUGUUCAGGAUAGAACACUUCAAACACAGAAGGAACUGGACAGGGUUGUUCCCCGUAAACACACUAUCGAGUGUGAAGCUUGUGAAGAUGUUGAGAAGAAAAAAUGCAAGGAGUGUGGUUGCAAUAAUUGUGGGAAGAAAAAAAAUCCUGAAACUAUGAUAAUCUGCGACGAAUGCCAGCUGAACUUUCAUCUUCAGUGUAUCGGGAUGAGUGAGUUACCGGACGAUGAUUUCUACUGUUCGAACUGUAAGAGAACAGACACUACCAUCAAACCAGGAGAUAAACUGAUAAAUAAGAAACUCAAAAAUGCCCCCAGUCAGAACAAGGAUUGUAAGAGAGAUUGGGGCAGAGGUUUUGCUUGUGCUGGCCGAUCAACUACUAACGACAAGAUUCCAAUGGGACAUAAGGGACAGGUUCCGGGAACUGAGGUUGGAAUGACUUGGUAUAGAAGAAUCCAGCUCUCUGAGAACGGGAUCCAUCGACCACCUGUUGCAGGAAUACACGCUAGUGAGAAAUUGGGAGCCAUGUCGAUAGUUCUCAACGGAGGAUACGAGGAUGAUGUCGACAACGGUGAGGAGUUUCUGUACACUGGAUCAGGAGGACGAGAUUUAGGUGGGAAUAGAAGAACUAACGUCCAGUCCUUCGACCAGGAGCUAACCAAGGGAAAUAGAGGGUUGGCAAUGAACUGCAAUGCUCCGGUCCGUGAGGACGGUAAUGAGGCCAAGGACUGGAAAGCUGGUCAACCUGUCCGAGUAGUUCGAGGUUAUAAACUGAAGAAACAUUCUCCUAAAUACGCUCCUGAAGAAGAAGGAUUCCGGUACGACGGUAUAUACAAGGUUGUUAAGUACUACAAGGAGGUUGGACAAUCUGGUCUAGUUGUCUGGAGAUAUGUUCUUCGUCGAGAUGAUCCCUCUCCUGCUCCCUGGACUAAGGAGGGGAAGAAAAUCAAGGAGGAGAGAGGAUGGAGUGUGAUUUAUCCAGAAGGGUUCACUGCACCCCCUCUUAAGGGUGGUAAACGGAAGAACACUGAAGAGGAUAAAGAGAAUCUGAACUCCAAGAAGAUCAAGUUCUCCUUCAGUGACGCACUCAAGGAUUUAAUAAAGAAGGAUAAGCACAACAGCAAGGUUUGGAGCCAGGUGUUGAAGGAUGUAUUCUCUGAUCAUGAGGAUAUGAAAAACAGGAUAUCCGACACUUUCAGCUGUAGUAUCUGUAUGUGUCCUCCAGUCCCACCUGUUAAACUCACCUGUAAACACAAUAUGUGCAAGGGUUGUCUAGGACGGUUUAGUGGAGAAGAUAUAAAAAAGGUUUGCCCCGUGUGUCGAGCUGAACUAACGGGAUCUGAGGAGGAGAACAGUGAGCUUCGUGCCGUACUCAACUUUAUUAUUCCGGGAUAUGAUGAUGUAUUCCGUUAACUCAACUAAAUUCUAGGAUCCUAGGAAUCCUAGUUGACAGAUCCGAUCUUUUUUCUCGAUUAUAGUCGAAGAAAAAACAUCACCACAAAAUAGAAAAUUUAUUAAUCUGAAAAAGUAUGAUUGACAAAAUGAAAAAACGCUACUCUUCUCAGAACAAGAAAGCGUGUGUUUGCCUCAUAACCUAGUCUUUGUUAUUCGAAAGAAUGUACUUCUGACUUCUGUCAAUUUUCUAAAUCACGCUUAUUUCUCUCCAAAAUGAUUGGAUAUCAAAGUAUUCAGAUUCCUUGUGAUCUUGUAAACUGCUAUUUUUUUCUAAAUUAGACUUCUCAUCAUAUCAAUUGUUAAUCUGAGAAACUUUGGCGUUUAUCAAAAUGAUGCUGAUUUGAAAGCUUCAAAGAUUUUUUCUAAAAAAACUUCUUUGUUCAAUAAUCAAUAGCCAUUGAUGUUCUCAUAAAAAUGAAAAUUAUUUAAGUAGUUGUUUUAAAUGUUUGUUUUUCUCAUAAAUAUUUUAAAAUCUGAGGAUACAUUUUAUGACCGGCUAACGCAGCUCCUCUCUUUUGCUUGAACUGCUUUUUGAGAUGUUUUUGUUUGCUACCAUUGUUGUGUUGGUUUUAUUUUUAUCCUAACAGUUACUGUUAAACAAUUGACUAAGAAUAUGUAGCAAAAUUCGACGUCUGUAAUUUUAUACUAUUUGGUUAUGUACUGUUGUAGAAUUACUGUAAAUUUACGCUGUUAAACAAAGACUCGGAGUAUGUUCUGUCAGCUUAUUUAACAAAUUUUGGCGAACUUAAAGAUAUUUCCCAAGAUUGUUCUUAUAUUACCAAACCGCAUUUAAACAAAACUUUCUGUCUAAACUUAAUUAUCUCGUUUAUUUUACAAUAAUACAUGUUCAAAAUUAAUCUGUAAAUUUUGAUUUGAACUUCUGUACAGCAACGAUUAGCAUGUAUCACAUGUAUAUUUACCCUAUAGGAUAGGUAUUUUUACUCCGAAAUAUAUGUUCAUAAAAUCA
Messenger RNA from Eurytemora carolleeae, 3236 nucleotides. Its product is annotated as E3 ubiquitin-protein ligase UHRF1. Gene Ontology annotation, molecular function: protein binding; ubiquitin protein ligase activity. The transcript is spliced from 30 exons. The coding region runs from base 29 to 2227 and encodes 732 amino acids. NCBI's taxonomy places the organism in Eukaryota, Metazoa, Arthropoda, Copepoda, Calanoida, Temoridae. The record is from RefSeq and is a predicted model, not a curated record. Gene Ontology annotation, biological process: protein ubiquitination; negative regulation of gene expression via chromosomal CpG island methylation.